AUGGCCGUCAUGACCACCCAGCAUUCAGAAGAUGUAGCUUUGGAGCAAAAGGCAAUACCCGUUCCAUCAUCUGAUACGAUGGCUUUGGAUCUUAAUAUCAACGGAUCUUCUACUCGAGAUGAUACCAAAACUGAAGAACAACAAACAACCUCUGAUCUUGAAUUGAAAAAAUCUCCCGCGCCCGAAGUCACCAAUUCUGAAUCUGCUGAAAUCACCUCUACGUUAAAGUCAGAUGGGGACUUGAAUGUAGAAUCGCAUGCCAUAAACAACUCCAUUCCUCAGUCCACUGUAGCUGAAUCGCAUGCGCAAGAUUCUCCCGAGAGUCAAAACGUAUCUCAACUUCAAGAUUCGGAUACAACAACUGUUUCCGACGAACCUCCAAAAGCAAUCGAUGAACUAGACCGUACUGUAUCCGAUCUACCUACACCAGCUGAUUCAGUGCCCGAGGCUGCAAACGAUACUUUCGCACCUACCGCAGUUCCACCUAUUGUCGACGCUCCUGUGUCCGAUAUGCGGGAUGAAGUAUCUCCACUUACUCAAGUACCGGAAACCACACGACAACCCUCAUUGCCAGCUUCAGAGAACAAGGCAGAGUCAUUGAGUUUGGAACGAAAGACUUCUGCACCAGCUCAAGAGACGAAAGCCGAAAGUGUUGACGGCAUGAACCUUAGCUUCGAUGCGCCCCGACCCGAUCUACCCCCAUCAUCUCCCAACAAUGCCCCACCUUCUGUUGACAUGGAUCUCUCUCCAAAGCCGGAGCAAGCAACUGCGAACUCCACUCAAGAAUCCGCGGCUGCCAACCUUGGUACAAGUGAUGUUGAUAUGACAGAUGCGCCUGCACAACCACAGGUUACAAAGGUUGCUCGUGAGCGAGAGGAUGAUGGCGAAGAAGAACCAUCGGCCAAACGCACCAAGACUGAGGAAAGUGAAGAGCCUCGAAUCCCUUCGCACGUCGGGACCCCAGCUCCUGCGCAGAACGGAGUAACUACAAAUGGUGUUUCGUCUUCUAAUGGCAAUAUGUCACGCUCAAUCACGCAACAUGAGACCAAAGAGAUCAUUAAAAUCAUCAAAAAUGUAAUCAAGACUGCUGCUGGAAAGAAUUUCAGAGCUCCAGUUGCAAUUCUUUGGCCUGGCUUCGCAGAUGCUUAUGCACAAAAAGUCAAGAAUGAGGUUGAUCUGAGUACCAUGGAGAAGAAGAUCAAAAGUGGCGGAUACCCUUCGAUUCAAGCUAUCAAGGAUGAUGCCGUGCUUCUCUACGAAAACGCCAUUGCUUUCAACGGUCUUGAUAAUCCCAUCACGGCCGCUGCCAAUGAUGUGAAGACAUCGAUUAUCACUAAACUGGGAAGUCUACCACCAGAGCCACCAGCCCAUGUUGCCAAAGCUCAAGUCAAGAAACCCAAGCGACCAACGCCUUCUCUUGAUACUGCUGCUCGUACUCCCACUGCUAGAAGACCAUCUCGCGGAUCUACUGGCGCUGCUGUGCCCAUGAGUGCUCCAGCCCCAACGUUUGCUCUUGAUCCAGUCACCAGCACACCAUUGAUCCGUCGUGACUCAACAAAAGAUGGCAGGCCAAAGCGUGAAAUCCAUCCACCAAAGAACAAAGAUUUACCUUACUCUUCCGCAAGACCUAAGAGCAAGAAAUAUUCUGUCGAGCUCAAGUGGUGUGAAGAGACGCUGAAUGAGCUGAAGAAGCCAAAAUACUUGGCGUUUUCUAAUGCUUUCAUGGAUCCUGUUGACCCCGUCGCAUUGCAAAUCCCCAAUUACUUUACUGUUAUUAAAUCGCCCAUGGAUAUCUCCACUGUCUCUGAAAAGCUCCAAAACGGCGCCUACACAAGAGCGAAGGAGUUUGAACAAGACGUGAAACUCAUUUUUCACAAUUGUUACAAGUUCAAUCCAGAAGGCAAUCCCGUCCGUGUCAUGGGUCAGCAGUUUGAGGAGGUAUUCAAUGGAUUACUAGCUAGGAAGGAUCGAUGGAUCGCUGAUCAUCAACCCGUUGCUGUGACUCCCGAUAGGGAUGAAGAGAGCGAGGAGGAAGAGGAGAGUGAAGAUGAGCCAGAGCCCGUGCAAGAAGCAUUACAGGGUGCUGCUACGGCCCGACUGCUUUUCGAACAAGCCAAGCUUAUUGAUAUGCUAUCCAAACCGGAAUCCCCAGAUGCCAUUGCCUUGCAGAGAAAAAUUCUUACUUUCAUUCAAGAAACUGUCGAAAAAGAAAAGGCGGCGGCAAUUGCCAAAAAACCUAGCAAGAAAUCAAAGCCCUCUAAACCAUCUAAAAAGGCCAACCCAACGAAAAAGAGCACUACUGGUCCCCCAAAGAAAUCUGGAGGAGUUCGCAAAGAACGAUCCCUGGGAGUUCUCGAGAAGGAAGUGAUUUCCCAAGGGAUUGGCCAGUUACCUGAUAACAUUACUGCGGAAAUCAUGGAAUUGGUCAAAGAAGCUCAUCCAGAGAUGGUGGUUGAGGAAGAUGGUACUAUUGAAAUGGAGAUUGAAUCACUCCGAGUACAUCUUCUCUGGAAGAUUUAUGAUAGCGUCGCCAUCCAUUCACCAGAAACUGUCGUCAAUGUUAAAGCGCAGUAUCAGGAUAAAAAGGAAGAGCCUCGUGCGAUUACAAAACCUGUUCCAAGGAAAAAGAAUAAGCCUAUGACAAAAACUGAGCAAGAACGAAAAAUUGCAUUGCUCAGAGAAAAGGUUCAAGAUUUCAAGAAAGGUCCAGGAUCAGCUUCUCAAGAACCCAUUGAGAGCGUCGAGCAACAUACACAAGACGAAUCAAGUGGUGAUGAGUCUUCAGAUUCUGAAGAAGAGUAA
Messenger RNA from Botrytis byssoidea, 2802 nucleotides. RefSeq lists its product as uncharacterized. Gene Ontology annotation, cellular component: nucleus; chromatin. The coding region runs from base 1 to 2802 and encodes 933 amino acids. The transcript has 3 exons. Lineage: Eukaryota; Fungi; Ascomycota; Leotiomycetes; Helotiales; Sclerotiniaceae. Gene Ontology annotation, biological process: chromatin remodeling; regulation of DNA-templated transcription. The record is from RefSeq and is a predicted model, not a curated record.